Molecule: messenger RNA, 1056 nt
Organism: Onychostruthus taczanowskii (white-rumped snowfinch)
Lineage: Eukaryota; Metazoa; Chordata; Aves; Passeriformes; Passeridae
Product: zinc finger and BTB domain-containing protein 3-like
Exons: 3
Coding region: 38-847 (269 amino acids)
Biological process (GO): regulation of transcription by RNA polymerase II
Cellular component (GO): nucleus
Molecular function (GO): protein binding; RNA polymerase II cis-regulatory region sequence-specific DNA binding; DNA-binding transcription factor activity, RNA polymerase II-specific
Source: RefSeq, a predicted model, not a curated record
GGAGGCGGGGCGUGGGCAGGCCGCGGCUUUGUGCCCGAUGGAGUUCCCGGAGCACAGCCGGCAGCUGCUGCGGGGGCUGCGGGAGCAGCGCUCCCGGGGGAUCCUGUGCGACUGCACGGUGCUGGUGGGCACCGCGCCCUUCCCCGCGCACCGCGCCGUGCUGGCCGCCUGCAGCUCCUUCUUCCACCUGUGCUACGCCGAGCCGGGCGGCGCCGGCGGGGCGAGGGGCGCCGUGGUGGCCCUGAACAGCGACAUCGUCACGGCUCCGGCCUUCGCGCUGCUGCUCGAGUUCAUGUACGAGGGGCGGCUGGCGCUGGCGGCGCCGCUGGAGGACGUGCUGGCCGCCGCCAGCUACCUGCACAUGAACGACGUGGUCAAGCUGUGCAAGAAGAAGCUGCAGGCGAGGGGCCCGGCCGAGGCCGACAGCACCAAGCGGGAGGAAGAGGAGGAGGAGGAGGACGCCCCCAGCCCGCCCCCGCCGCAGCCCCCUACCUCGCUGCCGCCGCCGCCUCCCCCGGCCCGAGCGGCGGGAUUUGGGGAGGGGGCGGCGCUGGGCCCGGCGCUGGGGGGGCUGCGGGAGCCGCUGUUCCUGGCGCCGCUGGAGCCCCGCGGGGGCUUCGGGCUGUUCGCCGAGGAGGCCCCGACGUGUCCGACGUGCGGCAAGACGUUCUCGUGCUCGUACACGCUGCGGCGCCACGCCACCGUGCACACCCGCGAGCGGCCCUACGAGUGCCGCCACUGCCUGCGCUCCUACACGCAGUCCGGGGACCUGUACCGGCACGUCCGCAAGGCCCACAGCCACGGCGGGCCCGCCCGCGGGCCCCGCGACGGCGACAACCCGCCCUGACCGCCGCGGCCGCCCGGGGCACCGGCACGGAGAGAGGCGGGCCGGCGGCGGGGCUGGGACGGGGACGGCGGGAUGGGGACAGCCGCAAUGACCGGGGGCACCGGGACUGGGACAGCCGCAAUGACCGGGGGCACCGGGACUGGGACAGCCGCAAUGACCGGGGGCACCGGGACUGGGACACCUGCUCUGACCGGGGACACCGGGACUGG